GUUUUGUCGCGCGUUUCUACAGGUUACAAAGCCGCAUCGCUAAUUGGCACAUGUUGUGGUCCAAGGAUAUGCCAGGAUCAAGUGUUACCUACUGCGGCUGCAGCUGGCUGCUGGCAUUGCUACUCCUACUUGGCUCGAGCAGCUGCACUCACGGAUCCAUCCACGAUGAGCUGCCGCAGUGUGAACUCCAGGGCGUUUAUCGGGAACGCCAAAGCCUCAUCCAGUCACCCAAUUAUCCGAAUACAUAUCCAUUCAAUCGGUGUGUGGAUUAUGUGAUACGUUCGCCAUAUCGCUGCCCCACUACAUUCCACAUACAGUUCCUCGACUUUCAGCUGGAGUUGUCGGAUAAUUGUAGUCGUGAUUAUCUGGCCAUUGGCUUGCAGAACGACGAUCGCGACAUGGAUGUCCUUUGCGGCCAGGUGCUGGGUAUUAAGAAGUAUCAAACGCCGGAUGGCAUACUCCGCUUACGUUUCCUCAGCGAUGAUUCACCCUGGACAACGGGUGGCGGAUUCAAGUUGCUCAUCACGCGUUUGGCCUGUGAACGGGAGGAUUACGAAGCACGCGGUCUGGAUCUUGAUCAGGAUGACCAGGAUGAUACGGUGCUCGUGAAUGCCAAACAGCCGCCCAAGAAGCCCACCCCGGCCCACCAUCAUCAUCAUCAGCAGGGGAUGCAACAGUUGAAGCCACAACAAGAUCAGCAGCAAUCGACACUGAAUUUCAGUUUGCCGCAACAGCAAUCCAAUUUUCCUGGCUAUCCAGGCUAUCCUGGUAGUUGGUAUGCGCCCAGCCCUGCCGGUGGUUUAUAUUUGCCGCCGUGUACAAGCGAGCAACAGUUGCAGUUGCAGCAGCAGCAGCAGCAAUUACAGCAACAGCAACAAUUACAGCAACAGCAACAAUUACAGCAGCAGCAGCAAUUACAGCAGCAGCAACAGCAAUUACAGCUGCAACGAUUGCUGCUACUACAGCAACAGCAACAGCUACAGCCACAGCAACAGUUGCAGUUGCGGCAGCUGCAAUUCCAGUUACUACAGCAGCAGCAGCAGCAGCAGCAACUACAGCCACAGCAACAACAAUUACAACUACUUCAGCAGCAGCAACAACAGCAGCAGCAGCCAAAGCAAGAUCAGCAGCAGGAACAACAACAAUUACCCGACGUCUUAGAUCAAUAUCAGACAAGCUCCUUCCAGUCUCCCGCCGUCAAUCUGCGCGAUUACGAUCCACAGUUUGGUGGUCAGGUGGAUUUGUGCUGUCUGAGUAGCUUUAAUCAGGAACAUUUCUAUCUCUCAAGUCCGGGUUUCCCACGCACCGUGCUGAAUGCGUUGCUGCCGAAUCAGCAGCGGGAUUGCAUCUUCUAUCUGGAGAAGAGUUCGCAAAGUGUUGCCGGUUUGCGCAUACGGUUCAAGUUCUUUGAUUUUGGCAUAGCGAGUGGUACUGGUUGCAGUGGGGAUUUCCUGGAGCUGGAUGGACGGCGUUAUUGUGGCUGUCGCUCUGGGUUUGUGCUUAAAGUAUUUUGGCGCCAGGGACGCAAGGCGCUGCGUCUGCGUAUGGGUCAUGGGGGCAGCAGUGGCUCAACCAAUGGUUUUCUGCUGGAGAUCUUUCACGAUACGGAUACGACUAGCUAUGGUCUGUUUGGCAAUGGACCACUAAGUGAUCCCAUACCGACACUGCCAGGACUGGGUGGUUAUCAACCACAGCUGGGCGGCCUUCAACCACCGCUGGGCAGCCUUCAGCCGCAGCUAGGCAGCCUUCAGCCCCAGCUGGGCAGCCUUCAGCCGCAGCUGGGCAGCCUUCAGCCCCAGCUGGGCAGCCUCCAGCCGCAGCUGGGCAGCCUUCAGCCUCAGUUGGGCAGCCUUCAGCCUCAACUGGGCAGCCUUCAGCCUCAGCUGGGCUACCAACCUCAACUGGGCUAUCAGCCAGGAUUUGGUGGAUUCCAGACAGGAUUAGGAGGCUAUCAACCGCAGACGCCACUCUACCCGGGACGCCUGCCCAGCUUCCCUCAGUCUCCAAUCUCCCCACUUUUACCCUUCACGCCCUAUCGCCAAUCGCGGCACACGGGUCGGUCCUGGGCCCAUGCCCGCGGCCUGGACGCCCAGCAGCCAGCUCGGGUCGUGGAGACGAAUUCCACGCGCAAGGAAUUCUAUUACUUUGAUGCCGACGAGGCUUUUGCACGCGCCGCCCUCGAUGACGGUGACGAUAAUGAUGCUGAUGCUGUUAAGAGGACAACGCCAAAGCCUAUAACAAAAGCCUUCGAGCAGAGUAGCUGCACCUUUGACUACAUGGAGGUGCUGCGUCUCUCAGUGGAUACAUUGUGGUUAACCAAACCCAUUUGCUUUGCACCUCUGCGUAGCUGGUUUAGCAAUAUCUUCGGCUAGUUAUACUAUGUACUAAAUUUAAAUAAAUAAAUAAAAAUAAAUAAAUACUUGUUCUACGUGCUUU
Messenger RNA from Drosophila grimshawi, 2436 nucleotides. RefSeq names its product histone-lysine N-methyltransferase 2D. Bases 51 to 2372 code for a protein of 773 amino acids. The record is from RefSeq and is a predicted model, not a curated record. Lineage: Eukaryota; Metazoa; Arthropoda; Insecta; Diptera; Drosophilidae. The transcript has a single exon.